Molecule: messenger RNA, 1998 nt
Organism: Zygotorulaspora mrakii
Lineage: Eukaryota; Fungi; Ascomycota; Saccharomycetes; Saccharomycetales; Saccharomycetaceae
Gene: UBP10
Product: ubiquitin-specific protease UBP10
Exons: 1
Coding region: 1-1998 (665 amino acids)
Biological process (GO): protein deubiquitination
Molecular function (GO): cysteine-type deubiquitinase activity
Source: RefSeq, a predicted model, not a curated record
AUGACUACUCAGGAAAGUAUCAAACCGUUGGUAGAUAAUAUACUGUCAAACCCGUUGCAGUUCAAAAGAUCAUCGAUGAAGUCCGACGGCAGAGGUGGUGGUGGUAUUGCCGAUUUGUACGGUGCAAAUACGAGUAAAAAGCGUGCGCCGUUCGUAGUGAUAGGCGGUGCCAGAAAGAAGAGCAAGGUGGAUGAGCAGCAGGAUACUGCGGUUGCAGCAGCAGCAUUACCAGCAGCAGAACUACCAGCGGGCAAUGGGGCAGUGGCAGUGCCGGCUUCGAUGGCAGAGGCGCUCAAAAUGUAUGUUGCAACGCCGUCGCAGCAGGACGCAGCAGUGUCCUCGAGCAGCGAGAGCGAGAGCGAGGAGUUUCACGAGGCCAACGAGUAUGUCGAAAGCGUGGCAGGCGAGGAGGACGUAGGGAUGCCUUUGGAGCGCGGGUCUGGGUCGGAUUCGGGAUCUGCAGAGGAGAGCGAGGACCUGGACUACCAGAGCGGCGCAUCUGGGGCAGAAUCGUCCAGCGAUGAAGUGUCUCACGUAUCGGAGGACGAAAAAUACCAGCUGCACGAGGAAGCCGAGGAAUCCAAGGAGCCGGAGAGGGACGCCCAGGUCAAGGCACCAGCCGGGCAGGAAGCUGGGCCACAGCGCGAGCUGGAAGAAGAGGAGGAACUGACGCAUAAGUUACCUCUGGCACAGAGACUGGAGAGUGGACCGACACAGGCUGACGAUAUUUCAGAAUUUUACCAGUUCAAUGAAAACGUCGAUGACCGUGGAUCAUCGUUUCCCUCGCGUAUUGUCAAAAAUUGGGGGCCGGCUUUAACAGUGCUGAAGCCACGAGGUUUACUAAAUCAUGGGGUCACGUGCUAUACCAAUGCUGCUGUCCAGGCAAUGAUUCAUAUUCCCGCUAUUCAGCAUUAUCUAUUCGACAUAUUGCGCGGCAAGUAUGACGAUACCAUUGAUCGUCAUUCUGUGUCCUAUGUGCUUGCGGAAACGAGCAGGAAAAUGUGGUUACCACAGGACAAAUCCAGAAAGAAGUCUUCUUCGUAUUUUAUCAAUCCAAAGAAAUUACUGGCAAGAUUGGAUGACAUAAAUUGCAUGAUGAGCGAAUGGCAACAGGAAGAUUCUCACGAAUAUUUCAUGUCCUUAAUGUCAAGAUUACAGGAGGAUUCUGUGCCUAGAGGUCACAAGAUGACAGAAUCUAUUGUUUAUGAUAUCUUUGGCGGUUUAUUGAAACAAAAAGUGGCCUGCAAGUCUUGCGGAUACGUUUCAGAGACCGAGCAACCAUUCUACGAUUUGUCUUUGCAUUUAAAGGGCAAAAAAAUUCUGCAACAAACAGCUUCAUCAUCAUCAACCUCUUCCAUAAAUUCAGAAAAUGGUGACUCGACACAUAAAAAGUUUUCGAUCGAGAAGUCGAUAAAAGAAUUCUUCAAUACGGAACUGAUAAAAGUUGAUAAAGAGAAAAAGGGUUAUGUGUGUGAGAAUUGUAAAAAGACGACAAACGCAUUGAAACAUAAUUUAAUAAUAAGGGCACCUGAAACUUUAUUAAUUCAUUUGAAGAAAUUUAGAUUCAAUGGAACGUCUUCUUCAAAGAUGAAGCAAGCAGUUUCUUAUCCGAUGUUUUUGGAUCUAACAGAAUACUGCGAUAAAGUCUCCCUACCCGUCAAAUAUCAACUGACUACCGUUGUUGUUCACGAAGGUCGGUCCUUAUCUUCCGGUCAUUAUAUCGUUCAUUGCAGACAACCUGAUGGAUCAUGGGCCACUUAUGAUGACGAGUAUAUCAAUAAGAUUUCAGAAAAAGAUGUAUUAAAAGAAGCCAAUGCAUAUUACUUGUUGUACACGAGAUUGACUCCAAGAAAAGUUUCUUUUAAAAAAUCGGAUAAAAAAUUCGCUGAUGAACUAAGUAUUCCAUUAUCAAAUAAUGUAUCCACACCUUCAUCAUCGCCUGUAAUAAACCGGAACAAAAAGUGGAAGAAAAAUAUAAGAAAGAAGUUCAAUCAUUAA